ACUUCUGUAUAAAUAUUACAUAACUUAAAGUGGUGGAGGUGAAUUCGAUGAUUAUGGCAUGAAAGAAAAAAUAUGGGUGGAGCUAUGCAAGGAUUGGAUGGAGUAAUUAUAAUCAACAAUAAAUAGCAUAAAAUAAAUUAAUGGAGAGUAUAAAAAAAGUAAAAAAUUUGGUAAAUGUGAUAUUAUUGAGAAUGGUAAUUUAUUUAUGUAAAUUCUCUUAUUUAUGAUAAAUUUUAUAGUGGUAGUGGAUCUUAUAAAUUAAAAUGGUAUGAAGGAUGGCAAAUGGAUUGAAUUGUGCAACGAUUGGUGUAGUAGCAGUGGAUUUUUUUUAAAAAUAGUCACUU
Paramecium octaurelia is the source of this 344-nucleotide messenger RNA. The record is from the annotation of a GenBank genome assembly. Lineage: Eukaryota; Ciliophora; Oligohymenophorea; Peniculida; Parameciidae.